AUGUCCCUCACCUUCGAAUGCAUCCCCCUCACAGUGGAAGGUGUUAGCCUCAACCUAUCAACGAUCCAUAGCCUCAAUUCAAACCCACCAAUUUUCUUCCUCCACGGCUUCGGUUCCAGCAAAGAAGAUCUCGCCGAUCUAAAGCUCCAGCCAACCCUAAAGCACCAGCCAACCCUAAAGCACCAUGGCUUCAUUGCCUAUGAUGCCCCCAGCUGCGGCCACUCAGCAAGCAACAACGACUCCGCAACAGAUAUCCCGUUCCUCGUGGCGACCGCCGAAGCCUUCCUCGCGCGUUUCAAUAUAGACAAAUUCCACCUAAUAGGCCACUCAAUGGGUGGGUUAACAGCCCUCCUCCUCGCAAACCAACAUCCAACCCGUGUCCUCAGCUUUGUGGAUAUCAAGGGAAAUCUCGCACCAGAGGAUUGCUUCCUCAGCCGCCAGAUCUUCAUGUUCCCAGCCGAUGACGGAGAUGCGUUUAUGGAAGCUUUUAUUGAGCGCACACGCACAUCGGGAUCGUUUGCUAGUGCGAUGUAUGCUAGUACUCUGCGUGUCCAGGUCCGAGCUGGUGCGGUUCGGCCCAUUUUUGAGUCCAUGGUGCAGUUGACGGAUCAUGGGGACUUAAUGGAUAAGUUUCUGGCAUUGUCCUGUCCACGCAUGUUUAUGUUCGGGGAGGAGAUGCGUGGCUUGUCGUAUCUGCCGUUGUUGGAGAAGGAAGGUGUUGAAUUGGCCGAUAUCGUGAGCGCUGGGCAUUUCCCUAUGUAUUCUAACCCUAUAGAGAUGUAUCGCCGCAUCUCGGGGUUCUUGGAUCAGUGUGGAUAG
Messenger RNA from Penicillium vulpinum, 819 nucleotides. Its product is annotated as alpha/beta fold hydrolase. The record is from RefSeq and is a predicted model, not a curated record. The transcript has a single exon. Lineage: Eukaryota; Fungi; Ascomycota; Eurotiomycetes; Eurotiales; Aspergillaceae. The coding region runs from base 1 to 819 and encodes 272 amino acids.